Molecule: messenger RNA, 2937 nt
Organism: Maudiozyma saulgeensis
Lineage: Eukaryota; Fungi; Ascomycota; Saccharomycetes; Saccharomycetales; Saccharomycetaceae
Source: the annotation of a GenBank genome assembly
AUGGCUAAGAAAAGUAAGAAGAACCAGGAUAAUUACUGGGAUGAAGAUUUUGAAGAGGAUAUGCCUCAAGGUGAAGAAGUAGGUGAAGCCACUACUACAGAAAACACUCCUGCUCCAGAAGAUUCUAAUGCUCCAACAGAAGCUGGUGCCGAGGAUGUCGUUGAGGAUUUCAUGUCUGCUUUGAAGAGUUCCAAGAAGAAGCAAGCUAAGAAAGCUGAAGAUGAAGAGAAUAAACCAAAAUUGAAAUCUAAGAAGGAAAAGGAAAAGGAAAAGAAAGAGAAAGAAAAGCAAAAAAAGAAGGAACAAGCUGCAAAGAAGAAAGCUCAACAACAAGCUCAGAAGGAACAAAAUAAGGAGUUGAACAAGAAGAACGCUGAAAAGCUUGCUGCUGAAAAAGCUGCUGAAAAACAAAAGAAAGAUGAUUCUCCAGCAGCAACUUCUGCUCCAAAGGCUAAGAAGGGUGGUAAGAAAGUUCCAGCUGGUUUAGCUGCUUUAAAGAAGCAACUGGAAUUGAAGAAACAAUUAGAGGAAGAAGAUAGAUUAGCUAGAGAAGAAGAAGAAAGACUAGAGAAAGAAGAAGAAGACAGACUGGCUAAGGAAGCCGAAAGCAAAGAACAAGAACAAGCUGCCAAGAGAGAAAGAGAAAAGGCCAAGAAAGAUAGAUUAAAGGCCGAAGGUAAACUAUUAACCAGAAAGCAAAAGGAGGAGAAAAAGUUAAUGGAAAGAAGACGUGCUGCUCUAUUAGCCUCUGGUAACGUUAAAGUUGCUGGUUUGGAAAAGAAGGAAAAUGGUGAUGAUUCCACUUCAAAGCCAAAGAAGGUUGUCUAUGGUAAGAAGAAGAAGAGAACCACCGAUAACGACGAAACUUCCACUAAGAGUGCUGCCACUGCAAAGAAGAGCGAAACUACCGUAAAGGCUGCUAACGAAGAAGAAGAAGUUUUGAUCGAUGAUUGGGAAAACCUUGAUCUAGGUGAAGAUGAGGAAGAAGUUCCUGAAACUAAUGAAGCUUCUCCAGAAUCUACUACUGAAACUGAAGCUACUUCUGAACCUUCCGUAUCUGUCACCAAGGGCAAGCCAGCUGAAAAAAUUGAAGAGAUUCCAAGAGCAUCUGUAUCCAAGACUAAAGAGAGUGACCUACGUUCUCCAAUUUGUUGUAUCUUGGGUCAUGUCGAUACUGGUAAGACUAAGUUAUUAGAUAAGAUCAGACAAACUAACGUUCAGGGUGGUGAAGCCGGUGGUAUUACCCAACAAAUCGGUGCUACUUAUUUCCCUAUUGAUGCUAUUGAACAAAAAACUGCUACUAUGACCAAGUAUGAAAAACAAACUCUUGAUGUCCCAGGUCUAUUGGUUAUCGAUACCCCAGGUCACGAAUCUUUCUCCAAUUUACGUUCCAGAGGUUCCUCUUUGUGUAACAUUGCCAUUUUGGUCAUUGAUAUCAUGCAUGGUCUAGAACAACAGACUAUUGAAUCUAUUAGACUUUUGAGAGAUAGAAAAGCUCCGUUCAUUGUUGCAUUAAACAAAAUUGAUAGAUUAUACGACUGGAAAGAAACUCCAAAUAAUAACUUCAGAGACUCUUUCGAGAGUCAAUCUAGAGCUGUUAAGGAUGAAUUUGAAACUAGAUUGAACUCUAUUCAAAUUGAAUUGGCUGAACAAGGUUUGAACUCCGAAUUGUACUUCAAGAACAAGAACAUGGCUAAAUACGUUUCCAUUGUUCCAACUUCUGCUGUCACCGGUGAAGGUGUUCCCGAUUUAUUGUGGUUAUUAUUAGAAUUGACCCAAAAGAGAAUGUCUAAACAAUUAAUGUACCUAUCUCAUGUCGAAGCUACCGUCCUUGAAGUCAAGGUCGUCGAAGGUUUCGGUACCACUAUUGAUGUUAUUCUAUCUAAUGGUUAUCUAAGGGAAGGUGACAGAAUUGUGCUGUGUGGUCUAAAUGGUCCAAUUGUUACAACCAUCAGAGCCCUAUUGACACCACAACCAUUACGUGAAUUACGUUUGAAAUCUGAAUAUGUCCAUCAUAAAGAAGUCAAGGCAGCAUUAGGUGUUAAAAUCGCUGCUAACGAUCUAGAAAAGGCCGUUUCUGGUUCUAGAUUAUUAGUUGUCGGACCAGAGGAUGAUGAAGAAGAACUUUGUGACGAUGUUAUGGACGAUAUUACUGGUCUCCUAGACUCCGUCGAUACAUCCGGUAAGGGUGUUGUUGUUCAAGCCUCCACUUUGGGUUCUCUAGAAGCUUUGCUGGAUUUCUUGAAGGAUAUGAAGAUUCCAGUUAUGUCUAUUGGUUUAGGUCCAGUAUACAAGCGUGAUAUCAUGAAGGCUAGUACUAUGUUGGAAAAGGCUCCAGAAUAUGCUGUCAUGCUAUGUUUCGAUGUUAAGGUCGACAAGGAAGCUGAACAAUAUGCUGAACAAGAAGGUAUUAAGAUCUUCAACGCUGAUAUUAUCUACCAUUUAUUCGAUGCCUUUACUGCUUACCAAGAAAAACUAUUGGAACAACGUCGUCAUGAUUUCCUAGAUUUCGCUAUUUUCCCAUGUGUUCUGCAAACCCUACAAAUCAUUAACAAGCGUGGUCCAAUGAUCAUUGGUGUUGACGUUCUCGAAGGUACGCUGAAGGUUGGUACUCCAAUUUGUGCUGUAAGAUUUGAUCCUCAAACCAAGGAAAGAAAUAUUCUUGUAUUAGGUAAAGUUAUAUCUCUAGAAAUUAACCAUCAACCUGCAACCGAGGUUAAGAAGGGUCAAACAGCUGCUGGUGUUGCUGUCCGUUUGGAAGACCCAUCUGGUCAACAACCUAUCUGGGGUAGACAUGUUGACGAGAGUGAUACAUUGUACUCUAUGAUUUCUAGAAGAUCCAUUGAUACAUUGAAGGAUCCAGCAUUCAGAGAUCAAGUUCAAAGAUCCGACUGGCUAUUAAUCAAGAAAUUGAAGCCAGUUUUCGGUAUUGAAUGA